GUCAAUACGGAUCACCCCCACUGGUCCACCUAAAAGCGUUUAAUAAUUGAUUCCACUGAGAGAUCAUCUGAAAAGUGAGAACGUGACACACAUUGUAACUAGUGCCCACGUAUAUUAAUCCAUUCUGCCUACCUAUCGGACAGAGCGAGAAACACAGCCGCUGGCACAGGGAGAUGGGGACCAGUGCGGUCGGAAUCACGUUCAACGUCAAUGGCAGGUCAUACACAGGUAAAUUAAUGUAUCUAAUACUACUGUUGAUAUCUAUGCAUGAGCGAAUGCAUCUGCUUUUUUUUUUUUUAACAUGAUAUAGUUUUUGUCAUGUAAGGGUGGAAAUAUAUUAAUAGAACAUCCGGGUGUUCAGUCUGGCCAAUAUUAAUGAAACAUCCGGGUAUUCCGCUUGGCCAAUCUGUCAACAGCUGUUCAGUACUUCUACGUUAAUGUGAGCCAGCAUAGGUGGGUCUUAACCUAGACAAAAACAUGUUAACAACUUUAUUUUAUUAAUUUUAAGCAGGAUUUUACUGAUAUAUAUAUAUAUAUAUUUAUUUAUUUAUAUAUAUCUGGCGGAAAUAUACUGUUAGGGGCUAUGUUUUACAAAAACAUUGUUUCAAAUUAUACAUUGUAACAUUGCGUAGUGCGAUGUGGCGUUUUCCAGUAAUAGAAAUGACAAACCCUAUUCCAGUCCACAGUCUGCCGUGUGCCCUUUAACGCAAUUCAAUAGAAAACAAGGACGGCACACGAAAUACACGAAUGUCGGUGGAGUGUCAAUUUUCCCAACGCCCUUAUCCGAAACGCCGGUUGACCGAACUGCUAGUGUCUUUUUAACAUUUUAGAAACAUUAUUAUUACUACUUGAGUAAACUCACCAAACUAUGGCGGCGGUGAUGCGCGAACUUCCCCUCUACUAAAGUUACUUGACAAUAAAGGGACGCAAGUGACGCUCUUUAGAAGAAUCCCUAUCUGUGCUUACUUGCGGGAAUUUAAUUUCACGCGUCUGUUGAACACGGCGUUUCAGCCAUAGGUACGCACAUACUUAGAGAAUUGUUAUUUGUGAUUAUCAUUUUGUUUUUAAAAAAAGUGCAUGGAAUGAGGCUUCAGGUUACUGAAGAUGGUUCAUUAUAGGACAUUAGGGACUACAGAUUUAUCGUAAGAUGGGCAUAGAGGAUUACAGAUUUAUAUUAAGAUGGACAUAGAAGUAGAAGGCUACAGAUUUAUAGUAAGAUGGACAUAUGAGACAACAUAUUUAUAUUUAGAUGGACAUAGGAGACUACAGAUUUAUAGUAAGAUGGACAUAGGAGACAACAGAUAAAUAUUAAAACUUUUUUUCUGUUUUGAUUUAUAUAGAUGUUUUUUUUUUUAAAAAAGCUUAAUUUUCCGCUUAUUGAAUGUUUAUCCUGUUCAGCCCGCAAUCUUACAUGUGAUUUGAUAAUAGGCCCGCCAAGCGAUUGAGUUUGACAUCCCUGUUCUAAGCAAACGCUGCGCCUGACCGGGCACAUUCCGAAUUAAGACGACCUCUUACCAAAUAAGUAUAUUUAUUAACUACACACAUUUACACGUAAACUUACAGUUUUGGCAGCACCUGAAGGCAGCUCCCCGGGGACGGUGCCCCCUUCCUACGGCACUGACUGCAUGAGGGUCUUCGGGUGAUUAGGCGAAAAUAACUCAAAUAAUUUCCAAUCCAUUUUUUUUUAGUUGGGGAGGAAUACUCAAGGGCGACGCCCCUGCUUGAGUUUCUACGGAUCGAAGGCAUCUCCACGGGGACCAAGAAAUGCUGCAACGAAGGGGGGUGCGGGGUCUGUGGGGUGACCGCCACACUUCUGGAUCCCCUCACAGGACAGAUACGUGCAUACAGCAUCAUGUCAGUAAGUUGAUGGUUGUCGUAUUGGGGAACAUGAUCUACACGCUUUCUUGUUUGAUAGAACUUUAGUGUGAGGAGGGUUUGUCGUUUUUUUUUGUUGGUGGGUGUUUGUGUGUGGGGUGGGGGGUGUUUACUCCAAAUUACAGAAUUUAAACCAACAUAUAAUACCAGGGACGUCAUUUAGGUAGGGCAUUCCCCCCCCUCCCCCCCCAUUUUGUGAGUUUUAUUUAAAUUGCUAUGUACUGUGGUGCUUCCAAUUCCAGUAAAAAACAACUUAACUUUAACAAGCUGACCAAGUUUUGGUUUUGCCACCCCCCUGAAAAAACUGAAAUGACGCCCCUGGGGGCUGGCAUUGGAUUAUGACGACAGUAAAUGUCAUCAUAGAAAUAUUUACAGCAGAAGUAAUAUUUUUGUCAAUACUAUGGUUGAUAGUGUUUUCGCUUUAUUACCUUCAAUUCAAGUAAUUUACCCUUCAUACAAAUAAUUUACCAUUCAUUUAAGGAAUUUACCCUUUAUAGGUUAAUUUUUCACUUGAUACAAAACAUUUACCUUUCUUACAAUUAAUGAUCCUUUAACCUUCAUGCAAUUCAUUUCAUACAAGCAUGAUGAUGAUAAAUAAGUAGGCUACUUUAUAAUGUAGCGCAUGUAUUCGUGCUAUUUUAGCAUGCUCAAAGAGCUCCAAUGUCUUAAAAUCUACUCAACUAAAAAAGUCUUUAAAUUUAAAUGGUUCUUAAAUGAUUUUUUUUUAUCAUUUUCAAUUUCCGGCAAAGUUUAAGGUGAACUAUUCAGUGACAAUUUAGGCGCAACAGCUUCAAAUAGGCCCUACAUUUACCAUUCAUAUAAAUUUCAUGCUUGUGAGCUCAUUUGAUCUCAUCAUCAAAACUAAAAUUUUCUUUUGUCUUUAAGUUUACUUAUCAAUUAAAUUUUAUCGUAGAGUCAAAUUAAAAUCUCCCGUUAAAAAUAAAUCUUUAAUUUAACUUGACAAGACCUACGUUUAAGUUUAAGUCAAGUCUAAGUAGUAAGUAGGCCUUCUCUCAGUCCAUCUUUCUGUUGGCUUAGAGUUAGACUUCUUUGAAGCGAACAACAAUCGAAAUUUCUACCAGAAUGGCAGCUGUGCCUAGAAAACAACUUAGUUUGAGGGGCAUUUUAAACUUUCAAAAUCGGACGGAUUUUGCGUUUUUCAUGUUAUAGUCCAGUCAAUUUUUAAAUAAAAAGUCGGACACACAACAAUCAACUACAAAAAAUAAAAGAAACAAACUAAAAUAAAUAGCAACUGCGUUUAAAUGCCAGGAGAGACUUUACAAAUCGUGCUCUCAUUGUUUACCCUUUUGUCCAGUGCUGCAUGCUCCUGUACUCAUGCAAUGGAAUGGACAUUACCACAGUGGAGGGACUCGGCAACACCAGGGACGGUCUCCACCCCAUUCAGGAAAGGAUGGCCGUCUAUGACGGCGCUCAGUGUGGCUACUGCACCCCCGGCCAGGUGAUGAACAUGUAUGGGUGAGUAAAAGUUAGUUUUAUGUUAUUCGAAGCUCGUCUAAACAAGUGUAUAUUAUAUCGCACGUUUCUCAGGAGUUUUAGCUAUGAUUAAUUAAAACUUCAGUCUUUUCCCAGAUUUAAACUUUUCACCCAAUGUUAGACUCCCCUCCCCCUCUUUUUAGAUCAGAUGAAGCUUUUCCCCCCAGAUGUAGCCUUUUCCCCCAAGAAUUAGUCUUUUCUCCCAAGAUUUAGUCAUUUCCCACGAGAUUAAGUCUUUCGCCCCUGAUUUAGACUUUUAGUAUACCCCACCCCCACACCCCCUGGAGAUUUAGUUUUCACAUAUUUACUUUACUAAUUUAGAUUGUUAUCAGUAGAAAAGACAUUAUCCAGAGUCUAUGAAAAGAUUUUUUUUUGUUGGUAUAAUUGUCUAUUAAUAUCGAGCAAUGUAUAAACUGACAUACUUCAGAGCAAAAUCAGUUAGUUCACUGCUGAAUAUUUAUUUAGCAUCUAGGAAAAUGAAUAUUGACUUUCUUUUUAAGUUUGCCGUAACAAAUUGUCUUUGAUGGAGAAAUUCAUUAUCAAAACACUAAUUAUUUCACAUUUCCCUUAGAUUAUUCAUUAUCAAAUUAGCUGAAAAAUAUUUGGAAAAUGGUACCCAGAUAAUUUUAGAUAUAAUAAACAGCAAUAAAACACAACAAAAAAACAAUCAACUUCAUUUACAUUUAUCCAACUCUGCUACACACAUAUUUUAAUCAUGAAUUUCCCCCAGUUUGCUGAGGAAUAAUUCCAAGCCCACCAUGAAUGAUGUGGAAGAUGAGCUUGAUAGCACAAUAUGUAGAUGUACAGGUGAGAAAAUUUAUAUCUACACGUGAGAGAAAUUGCAAGAAGUACAGGUGUGAAUUAGACGCAUAGGUGAGACAAAAUUUACAAGUGAUUCUACUGUUGCAUGCUGUACUGGUGAGUACAAGUGACAGUCUAAUUAUGUUUUUAAUUUUUCUUCUCAGUGGCUGACUAAAAGAGAUGGCUUGUAUUUUUUAAGCUGUCCAAUGUUUAAAUACUUGUAGUUAAACAUUUUUUUCUCUACUUAAACACAUACGAAAUGUUAAAUAGGAUUUUGGGGGGCGGAAAUGAUGAUUUUUUUGUAUAUCCCACAGGAUACAGACCAAUCCUAGAUGCAAUGAAAUCAUUUGCUGUUGAUGCCCAUGACUCACUAAAGGGAGGUGUCAUAGACAUAGAGGUAAAGAUAUUUUAAAAAGUAGCUCCAAAGUCCAAAGACCUUACUUGAGCUCAUUCAGUUCAUUUUAUUGGGCAUAAAAAUGCAGAGUUUUUUGUAGAACUUGGCUCAGAGAGCAUUAUUUGUGUCUUUGAACAAUUAUCUUGUUGAAGCUACUCACUCAGUGACACCCUCAUGGUAUCACUCAUAUGUUAAUAGCUCAACUCAUUAUGAAAAGUGAUAAUCUCCACCUAGUUUGACUGCUUAUAAAGUUGUUUUUCUCCCUGAAUGUUUUGAAAUGUCUGAUCUAUGUUAUAAAAAAUAUGCCAGUAGCGGAAUAGAAAAAAAAAGAAAGAUUAUUUGAAAAAAUGGGCUCUUGAAUGCUGGUAGUUUGGUCACAAUUAUUAUUUAUUUGGUCAUGUUUCUACAUCAAAUUUAUUUUUGUUUGUCAAGGAGCUUGAUGGCAAAAUUUGUAAAAAGACUGCCCAGGCCUGCAGUGGGAAUUGCCAGAGAAGCAUCACAAGACCAGCAAAUCACAGAGGAGGGAACUCAGUAUGGCUUGUUCCCGAUAGUCAAUCAGAAUUAUUGACCAUGCUGAAGCAGAAAAGCAAAAAUAAAUACAAACUGGUGUUUGGAAACACAGGAUUUGGUGAGUCCAGAUUGGUGAGCUGUAGUGUUCUACGUAAAUUGACAUCUAUUUAGGACCGUCAUGUGACAGAUAAAGGAAACCUAUGGGUUUAGGCUACCCCUGCAUUCCAAAAACAUCAAAAACCUACUCACACUGCACACGCAUGCAUGUUUUGUAUGCCUCCCCCCCUUUUUGGCAAGGGCUCUGCAGCUAAUAUUCAAAUUAUUCAUCAAGUCCUUGUCUGCACAAAUACCAUGCCAAUAGCCUGUCAUUAAAAUUAUUUCAUUGCUAAAGACUAAAGGGCAUUAUUUAAUUGAUAAAAUGCAUCUUUGACUGCUAAUAUUUAAAUUAGCAAUUAGAGGGUUUAUACUGUAGAGAUAAAAUAGUGUAUAUUUAUUAUUCUGUGCAUACAAUACCACUAAAAAAUUAAGAUGAAAAUUAAUUGAAGACAAAACAAGGCUUUUCAUUCUCUCCUGGCCCCUUACAACAGGCACUUCCUAACUUAGUGAUCAAAGUGAUUGCCCCCUCCCCCUUAGGCUUCAUUUAAUUUAUCCUGUGCUGUAAUGUUUGUCUUAUUGUCAUUUCACUGAAACAGGAGUGUACAAACAUAUUGAUUCCUGGAACUACAAUGUUCUGAUUGACCUGAGGAAGGUCAAGGACUUUUACACUGUUGAUGUAAGACAAUCAUCCUAUGACCCAAAUCUUUUUGGCACAACAUUUUUAAAAGAUGUCACCAUAUGACAUGCAAAAUAAAUUACUUUAAGAAUUUCACCAUUUACUUACUUCUGUUAAGGUUAGUACCAGGUCUCAUCUCACCACAGACCAGAUAAUUUGAUAAACAAAGAGUGAUCCAUAAGAUGUGAUAGGUUUUGUGCAAUAUUUUACACAAAAAAUUGUUGAAAGGAAAACAAAUGUCUAACAUGUCAGGAUCUAUUUUCAUCAGCUAAAAGGUGACCGUGUCAUUAAACUGGGUGCAAACCUCACACUGACCAAUUUGAAGGAACUCUUUAACAAGAACACAGACAAGAGCCUGCCUUAUGCUUCAGAAUUUGGCAAGCACCUGAAACGCACAGCAUCUAGUGGCAUCAGGAAUGUAAGGGCUUAGAAAUGUGUGUAUUUACAAAGGCUUGUGUUAAACAAAUUUUAAAUGCAUUUAAAGUUUAACUAUCUCAUUUAUAAAACCUAAAGGAAAAAGAAAAGAAUGCUUCCAAAAGAUUUUGAAAUAUAAACAGUUUAUCUAAUGAUAUAACAUACAUGACAAAAAGAUUUUGAAAUAUAAACAGUUGCAUGAAGAGCGUAUUGGAAAUGUAAAAUGUGGAUGCACGACACAAAACAAAUAUGGAAAAUAAUUUUAAAAGCAAACUAAUGAUAUAACAUACAUGACAAAGUAAAGCAAAUUUCAUAAAGCAAAUACAGACUAUGUGGCUGGUACAUUCAAUGCUAAUAAUUUUUUCUCCUUGUGUCAAAUUAGAAUGUGAAUUUAUUCUUAAAGCACAACUAUUUUAGCAACUUCUGCUAUAAAUUGAAUACUGUAUACUUGAUAGAUCAGAUUUUUACGAAGGCUUAAAAUAAAAACAUGGGUAAAUGUCGACUUUCUCUUGUUCUCGCAAUUCAGCUGGGCAGCUGGGCUGGCAACCUCAUGGUUAAACACGCAAAGCCAGAUUUCAUCUCAGACAUCUUCACCAUGUUUGAAACAGUUGGAGCCAAAAUCUCGAUCGGUAACAUAAAUUCAUGAAACUGUUCCAGCAUCCACAAGUUAAUAGCCAAAAACAAACUGUUGAUUCCAUCUUAAGGAUUUCCUACCUACCAUAAACUAGCCACAAUAAAAGUUUUUUUUUUUUAAAAAUCCAAUUAAAAUUUAAUAUUUUACAAAUAAUCUAGUUAACAUUUCAAUCUUAAAUAAAAAAAAAAUUAAUUAAAAUUUCAACCAUUUAUAAAAAAUCUGUUUAAAAUUCUGACCUUUUCCAAAAAAAUCUAGUUAAAAUUUCAACCUUUUACAAAAAAUAUUUUCAGCACAUCCCUAUUGUUUACUUGAUUAAAUAAAAAUUGCAAACACUUUCGCCAGAUUUUUUUAUUAGCUUAUUUUUGUUAAUGCGAUAAUAAUAAUAAUAAUAAUAAUCAUGAUAGAUGAUAACUUUAAAUUAAUUUUUUUUUAUACAGACAUUGAACUAAAGGGUUUAUUUAUUUAGACUCUGAAAGAAAUUGGGAAAAAAAAUGUUUGUAUCAUGGAAUUCUUUGCAUUCUGUUUUUCAAAACCAACAAUUCACUGAAAUGAAUGUUCAUUUAUUUUGUAUUGUGAGAUUAAUAAAAAAAUUGUCUUGCCUUUUGUUUUCAUUUUUGCCAGCCGAUGGUGAUGGCAACGUCAAGGACUACACACUGACCCAGUUCCUGGCCCUUGGCAUGCACGGUAAAGUUAUUGUGUCUGCACAGCUUCCAAAAUACAAGACAGGCCAUGUGGUCGUUCGGACACUGAGAACAUCUCACAGGCUGCAGGUUUGAUUGCAGUCCAGACGAUAAGAUUCACUUUAAUCCACACAUUUUUCAAAUUGUAUUUUAAUGAGCUUACUCUAGAAAUAACUGCCUUGUAGCCCUUUAAUAUUUAACGUGCACAAAUCCAGGCUUUAUAAAUGUUGAGCGCAGCUAAAUGUGGUAAUUGGUAUAGAUUUUAAUUAUCGUCACUUCCGUUGUGGUCAUCCAGGUCUGCGAAGCUCACAUGGCUUGCGGAUACAACUUUCAUCUGGAGUCUGACUCUCUAUACACAGUCAGGUCAAGGCCAUCUAUUGUAAUACAAGGAAUCAGCAAAAAUUUGGUAAAGUUUCUUAAUUUAAAACAAAAAUAAUUUUAGAUUUUACCUAUUGUUUAAAUUUUUACAUUUUUAAAAUAAAACUGUGAAUUAUUGGAAAAUGGAUUUAUAUUAAAGUAAAAGAUGCUUUCUAAGAAUAUAAAAUUUGUGAACAAAAUACUUAAACAAUUAAAAUUCACCAUUUUUUUAUCUAUCAGAUGCAUGCCACCAGGACAGAAGAGUUCCUUACCAACAAAAAUAUUUCAGAUUCCAGUGUCCUGAAAGGCAAGUCUCUUGUCAUUAUGUCUUACAUGUAAUUAUCAAAUUAUGAAAUGAAACUGUGAAAUCUGAUGCUGGGUGGCCGAGCCAUCUAAUCUGGGUCAAUUACAAACUUGUAGACUGGAGAUUAAUCCGCAAAAGUUUAGCCAAGCAAAAACAAUACCAAAGCCCCAGGUGGAUUGGACUCAUUAACCUUGGAUGGCAACUCAUUAACCUUGGAUGGCAACUCAUUAACCUUGGAUGGCAACUCAUCUAAGAGAAGGCAAAGUCUCAAAUAAAACCUGGAGGAGGAGUCUCACUGUCUGUAUGACAUUGACACAAUGAAAAUUCUGACAACUUCUGCAGCAUGAAACACACAGUGUGAUAUAAGAAGCAUUGCUGGUCAUCUACUGCAUCCUGGUCUAUUUCCAGCCUUCUUGACUGACUAACGCACAUAUUCCGGAGAAGGUGUGCCAAAUGGAGCAACUCUCCCUCACUUUAAACAAAAUACAGCUCAAGUCAAUGCUACUAUUCAAGUAGAAUCUUGCCUUUGUCAUCUUUGUAUGCAAAGGACAAACAAUAAAUAACAAUGAAAUAAAGCAUUGAUUUUUUAUAUUUUAAAAAUCAUAAUUAUUAUUUGAACAAACAAAAAAUAUAUAAACAUUGACUUUGGCAUAGAAAAAUGUUCUGGUAACGAAUAAUCAGUAGGCCCAAUACUUUUGCUGUCAUCUCUUUGCUUCCUCCAAUCUAAUAGUCCAUCAGCGUUAUAUUUGUGUUUGACGGCACCAAGAACCAUAAUUUUAGAUUUUAUUUCAGCUGCUGGAAGCUACAAAUAAAAAAAUUAAUGGAAGAAUUUAACUUUGAUUGAUAUUCAGAGGCAAUGAAAAUUCUGUCUGAAGAACUGAUGCCUGAAACCAAUGGUCCACUUCUUGCCAGCUCAGCGUACCGCAAAUCUCUGGCCCUGGGUCAGUUCUACAAGGUGAGUUCAGCUUAGAUGUUGAGAAAAAUAUUCUGCAAACAAUAUUCUGUUAUAAACUAUUUUUUUAGAAAAUGUAUCCUUUAUAUUUUCCAACAUUUUUCUUAAUUUAAAAAAAACAACAUUAAAAUGGGUUACUAGCUAACUUAUGGAUGAAUCCUAAGAACCACAUAAUUAGAAUCAUUUAUGGUGUUUUAAGGGAACGUACAGGCAUUUGAAUGUCACCUUUUCCUAUUGCCAGUUUGUUCUUGGAGUCUGCAAGGGUCAGGUCACUUCCAGGUAUGUCAGUGGAGGUGUGGACCUACCAAGGCCUAUCAUGACAGGUACCAGGGACUAUGGUCAACUGGAUGAUUCCGUCUCCCCAGCCAACCGACCCAUGAUGAAGGUCACAGCCAGGAAUUUGGUACAACUACAGCUAUUUAUAAAACUGAAUUUUCACAGCUGGGGCUUUAAAAAAUGCUAAUGAAAAUUUACCCUUUGAAUCGUCCCAAUGAUCGGACAUUAAGUUUUCACACACACAAACAAUUUAUAAUCUUUAACACAAAAGAUACAAUUUCUUCUAGACAUCAGGAGAGGUCAAGUUCCUUGAUGACCAGCCAGUAGUCCUGGACCAGCUAUUUGCAGCUGCUGUCUUAAGUCAACAAGGAAAUGCCAAACUGAAAAACAUUGACCCCUCCCAGGCUCUGGUUAGUUUUAAAAAAAAAAAAUGAAUUCAGAGUGAACAACAUCGACAGGUAACCCUAAUUCACCUGUUUUGUUUUAAUAAUAUUGGAUUAAAAAAAUAUUUACAAAUUCAUGUCUUAGAAAGUCUGUCUUUGCCGUUAACGUUAUUUAAACUGAAAACUAGGAACUUGCUGUGUUUCUUAAGUUUUGCUGUUGUCCGUCAGAAAAUGCCUGGUGUCGUCAAGUUUAUUCAAGCCUCAGACAUCCCUGGUGAAAAUAACUGGAGGCCCAAAAGCUGGUACGGGAGUGGGGUGUCAGAGGUAAGAAAUCUACAAUGGGGUGUUGGAGGUAAGGAGCGCACAAUGGGAUGUCAGAAGUAAUAAAUGUGCAAUGGGGUUUUAGAGGUAAGGAGUUUACUAUUGUGUGUCAGAGGUAAGAAAUGCACAAUGAUGUGUCAGACACCACAUGUGUCUCUUAACAUUCGGGGCUUGGUCUCAGUGAAGUUCUAGUUUCAGCUGGUGAUUUUAGUUUUAAACAAAUAAAAUUUAAUCCAAACAUCGGCAUAGCAUGGGUUAAUAAUGUGAAUGAAAAUAGGUAGUAUUGUUGAAGCUUGUAUAAUUAAAGUGAUUUCCAAACAUUGGCAUAGCAUGGGUUAAUAAUUUGAAUGAAAAUAGGUAGUAUUGUUGAAGUGUGUAUAUUUUAAGUGAUUUUGUUCCCACCUCCAGUUGCUCAGUUCAGGCAAGGUGGACUACGCAGGUCAGCCAAUAGGGAUCAUUGUUGCGGGUGAGUAGCGGUCGCAUGCUUCACAUAUCAUUUUCAAAGCAGAAGUUUUUAAGGUGAUGUUGUGCAGUAAUUUCACUGAACAAAUAAUAAAUUACGAUUGACUCCACACAGGUUUAUAACUUAACAAAUAAGUUUCAGACUUUGCAAUAAACUUGGGUUAGUUGUAAUGAGAUUGUCACUUGUCACCAUAUCCAGGCCUGGGCUUUGCAAAGUGCUCAAACAACUGAGAGUCCACUGCUAAAAAGUGUACUAAGAUACCUCCUUAAAGCGCUCACAUUAAAUAAGAAUGGCCCAUGAAUCAUGAUGAAUGAGACAAAAAUCAUAAAUAGUUUAUUUUAAAUUGUGAUAUUUUUUUAAAACUGUUUUCAUGGAGUCUUUAUAAACACUUCACACAUUUAUUCCAAAAAUUAUUUUUUGGCAUGGUACUCUGACAUUCAUCACAACAUAAAUUAAAAUGUCCAUGUUCCAGUUGGGAAUAUGUUAUAACAUUAUUAAUGUAAUCAUGUCCUGUAAUUUUCUCUAUUACUAUAUGAUAAUGUCAUAAUUUUCGUCACGAUUUUCUGCUAUCGUUCGUCUGUCGCCAGAGGAUGAGGGGACUGCCCUGAAAGCUGCCCAGACUGUGGAAGUCACUUACACAGACGCCAGACCUGUCAUCGUUGAUGUCUUGGAUGCCAUCAAAGAAAAAUCAUUCUUCCCAAAGCUCGGGCCUUUUACUAAAGGAGACGCUGGAAGUGAGUCCAUUUAAAAUGUUUCCUUGCAUGUUGGACUCUGUCGAUCCUCAACAAAUAUUUAUUUUAAAAAUUAUCUUUGUUUCUUACGCAAUUGUUUUUUUUUUUUUUUUUUUUUUUUUUUUUUUUUUUUUUUUUUUUUUUUUUUUUUUUUUUUUUUCAUUCUACACACCAUGCGAUUUAAAAACUUUUUGCAUGGUUCUCAUGUUACACAGCAGAUUGUAACUGUAAUUUUACUUAACUGCCUCAAUAGGGAGGAGCUCCAGUUUUCUUUAGUUGUCCUUCAUUAAAAAAAAACAUAUUCAAAAUAAUCUUUUUUUCCCCUUUAUUUCUAUUUUUCCAAUAAUAGACUUAAUUAAUUAACAAGAAAACACUUAAAAUGAAAAGUAUUCCAAGAAUGUCCAAAUUGAAUUCUAAAUGUAUGUAAAAUUUUGGCCCAUCAAAAAGCUGCUAUGGCAAGUGCUCCGCACAGGGUCAAAGGGAACGCCCGCAGUGGAGAACAGUAUCAUUUUCAUCUAGAGAACCAGACGGCCAUCUGCUGCCCGUCUGAUGUUGGUGGUAUGGAUGUCCAGGCGACGUCACAGUGGAUUGACGUGACACAGGAGACAGUGGCACAGGUCCUGGGGAUGAAUGUCUCAAGGUAAUUUGCUUUGUGUUAGUAGUAGGAUGGCUGGUACCCUGUUUGUACUCAUGUGUAUAUCUUCAUGACCGGUACAUCAUCUGUCAUCUAGUGUACAUCUCUGUGACUGGUACAUUGUACUCAAGUGCAGAUCUUUAUGACUGGUACAUCAUUCGCAAUCAAGUGUACAUCUUCUUGAGAAUUACACGGUUUGUACUCAAGUCUAGGUCAUUAUGACUGGUACAUCAUUUGUAAUCAAGUGUACGUCUUCAUGAGAGGUACACAGUUUUUACUCAAGUCUAGAUCUUUAUGACUGGUGAAUCCUUAAUACUCAAGUGUACAUCUUCACGACUGUUACAUCGUAAAUACUCGAGUGUGCAUCUUCAAGAGUGGUACGUGCUUAAUACUCAAGUCUAUCUUCAUGGGAAUUAUAAAGUUAAGGCAUGGAAAAUCUUAAGACAUAGUAAUAACAAGACAUGGGAAAUCUUAAGACAUAGUAAUAACAAGACAUGGGAAAUCUUAAGACAUAGUAAUAAUAAGACAUGGGAAAUCUUAAGACAUAGAGCACAAGUUGUUUCAAAGCUUUCCCAUGUCUUGGACUUAAUGCUCCCUUCACACAGCUUGAAGACAGGCUCCACGAUAUUAUCCUGUACAUCUUCAUGUCUUGUGCAUGAUAUGAGACCUGAAGCUACUCUUUUAAAUGUUUAGUUUUUUUUAUUGAUAACAACAAACAGAUGCUGCUAAGCAUCUUUCGAAUACUUGAGAUUAAAAAAGAAAAAAAUCCUCUUGUAGUAUUAAAACAGAAAAAAAUGUAACACACAUUCGAAUCUGUUGACAAAACUUUGUAUUAGCCUAUUUAAAAAUUAUUUUAGCCAUUGUACAUUUGUCUUCCCGGUCAGUGUGAAUGUGGAGACUCAGAGACUCGGUGGAGCUUUUGGUGGGAAAAUCUUCUACAACGCUCCAGUGGCUGGCAUGUGUGCUGUGGCCGCUCACAAUUUGAGAAGGUAAGGAUCACCCGGGUAUGUGUUAACCCGGGAGCAUAAUUCAACAUUCUGUUGGGGAAUGUUUUAAAAUUGAAAUGCUUUUGGGAUAAAUGUUAACCUGGCAGAUUUUCAUGGCAAGAGAAUUAUAAACACUAAUGUAGCAUAAGAUAAAAUUUAUUAUGAAAAAAACCCAACUAUACAAAACAAUGUAAAAGAAACAACAACUCUAAACACAAAUAUUCACCAUUAUGUGUUUUGUGUUAAAAGUUGUUGUUUUUUUAAGUUGUAUUUUUUUUUUUUUUUUUUUAGAAGAUAAAUCUCAAAAUUCUCUGAAUAUUUUUCCUUUUAAAAAAUAUACACAGAAUUUGUAAAAGAAACAACAACUCUAAACACAAAUAUUCACCAUUAUGUGUUUUGUGUUAAAAGUUGUUGUUUUUUUAAGUUGUAUUUUUUUUUUUUUUUUUUAGAAGAUAAAUCUCAAAAUUCUCUGAAUAUAUUUCCUUUUACAAAAUAUACACAGAAUCAAGUCUUAGAUUAUAUAUAAAGACUAAACAAACUCAAAGAAAUUAAAGUUAUAAUAGAAUUUUUGUUUUUCAUGCAAUUUAAAAGUAUUGAAACAAUUUGAAAUUGUUCAUUAAUAAAUUUGGUCUCACAGAUCAGUCAAGCUCCACAUGGAUCUUGCCACCAACAUGCAGUACCAAGGAUGCAGACAGGGAUAUUACUAUGAGUAUGAGGUAUGCAUCAAUUCAAAUCAGAUCAGUUUUAAGUUUUUGUUUAGAUAGUAAGUGAUAUAAUUUAUGUUGAAAUAAAAUUCAGCAUAAGGUGUGAUGUUAAAAUAUCUUACAACCCUUUUUUUUUUUCAAAUGUCUUGAGGAUGCAUUAGUAAUGUUAAUUCAAAACUGUGGAAUUGCUUGUUAAGGUUGCAACAUUCUGUGUUGAUAGGUGGGCUUUGAUGACAAAGGAAAUAUCCUGGCCAUCAUUGCCACAGGUUAUAAUGAUGCAGGUUCGAGUUUCUUUGCUCUGGACGGAGAUGAACAAACACAGACUUGGGUGGACAAUGGUGAGACCUGAUGUGGGAUUUUUUUGUUAAAGGAAAACCUCCAGACUAGAUGAUUUAAAUACACUAAAUAUUUUUCAUUGGGAAAUGGCGUUGGCGGGCCAUCAAGCGUUAGCAUUUAAUGCCCUCCCUGAUCGAAUUUGGAGGACGUCCGGUUGACCGAAAGCACUGCAUUUAAAACGCCUGCAGCCGACGCUCCCAGGGAGUUGGGAUGGUGUAUUAAGGUCCUAAUAUCUUCCCCCACCCGUCCAGGGGAAGCAUCGGACAUCCUUUAAGAGGGGUGCUAAAGUGGGUUUCCUCCACGCAACUAGUUUGCGAAGUAGCUGGGGCGAAACGGUUGUCUAGAAGCAGCUUUCUCAGGGCUGUGUAUUUAGAAUCAUCAGCUAGAGGCUUCCACCUUAGCCUCUUGCCUCAUAUCCAUUAACUGCAACUUGUAAUCAUGAUCCCUACCCUGUCUCUGGCUUUACUUCCAACUGUAAAACAUCCCAGUUGGCAGCCCUGUAGGUGCUUUUCUUUUAUUGCGGCCGGUACCAUGCAUGUCCCUUAUUUGCCCACGCAGGACACGCUAUGGUGGUUUUGUUCCCCCUGGUAACACCGAGGGGGUCUGGUGGUUGGCACCUCUCAAUCUGCAAGCCACUGCAGGCUUGUCAAUUAGAGCCCUGGGGGAGGGGAAAUUAAAAAAUACAUAUAUAUAUGUGUUGUAUGAAAAGCUUUUGCUUAAGUAUUGUUGUACAAGACCAAGCUUCCAUAUAACCAGAGCUUGAAAAUAGGUCGUCAAGGGGACCUUGUGAAAUAAAAAGGGGGACCACUAAAACUUUUUUUUUCUUAUUUAGAAUCCUUUUCUUUUUCCUUCCUCCCCCCACUAGCUUUUUAUAUAAGGCUGCUGACUACAAAACUACCACACCAAUGACAGUAAUUGUUCACCAUCAAACCCACUAGGAAUUUUUAAAUGAUUUUUAUUCAGAUUUCCUCCAUUACAAAAGCAUUUUGACCUAGGACUGAAAUAUACCAAAGGAGACAUACAUUUUUAUGUUUCCCCAGCCUACCACAUCCCCAACUUGUCGUGGACGGUUCAGCCUUGCAAGACACACAGACCAGUGGCCACAGCAAUGAGAGCCCCAGGCACGGUCAAGUAUUGGUGUGAAUGAGUGUGGAAUAUGUAAAGGGGGGUGGGGUGAGGGGGCUGAGGCAGAGAUACACAAUAAAUCUUCACCCUGCUUGUUGACCCACAUAAUUUAGGUCUUUAAAUCUUGCUGUAUCUCAGUCUAAACCUCUCCAUUCAACUUUAUAUAAUGAUAAAUAAAAAAAAAAAACCUUCACUUCAGGAUCGGCCACAUCCAUGUUUUCAAUGGAGUCGAUCAUUGACCAUGUGGCAACUUACCUGAAAAAGGACCACCUGGAGGUUCGCAAGUUGAAUCUCUUUGAGAAAGGGCAGGUAAAUCAUCCUAGCUUUUUUAAAAAACUUUAUCUUACAACUCUGGUUAUAAAACUAUUAGUUCACACAAUCAAUAAUAAAAAAAAAAAAAAUCAUCCCAAUAUAAAAUGAUCUCCAAUAAAUCCUCUGAAAACUAAAGUUUAAAGGACAUGCCGUUAAACUAUAAAUUACAUAAUGUACUUUAAAGUUAAUGCUAUUUAACAAUAAAAACAGUAAGGUGUAAGCUUUUUAAAAAAUUUUAUAUCUUUUUUUUUUUUAAAGAGAAGGAGGGGGGGGGGGAGUGAGCAAUACCAAAUAAGGAUGGCACCAUUUUUGGUGUGUCAAAACAAAUAUAAAUUUUACUUUUCCCUUUUUUUGCCUUGGCAUCGGCACUAGUUAUUCCUCUAUUAUAACAUCAACUUUCACCCAUCAGGUGACCCUGUCCGGCAUGGUGUUGGAGCAGUGCCUCAUCAGAGACAUGGUUGCCCAGAUGGAGGCUGACAUUGUGUACUCACAGAGGAAGAAGGCUGUGGAUGAGUUCAAUCGAGUAAAUCAAGAUUUGAAUUGUGUCUUUCAGCUGUUCAUUCUUAUAGUUGACGUUGAACUAAGUUGUUUGGUUUUUUUAAUUGAAGAGAUGAGAUAAAAAAAAAUUCUGUGUCUAGAACUAGUUAACUUAAUGAACUGGUUAACUUAAUGAAUGGGUUAACUUAAUGAAUGGGUUAACUUAAUGAAUGGGUUAACUUAAUGAAAUGCAAUUGAUUCAUCUGUCAGGCAUUUAAUUUAUUCAUCACUCUAAUUUUAAUAAGUAAAAAUCAAAUAACUCCUACAGCCAAAUACAUUUUGUGAAAUUUCUGCCACCCCUCCCCCCAUCAUAUGUCAAGUAAUAUAAUUUGUCACAAUGAAUAUGUGAAUAUGUAAAAUGUAGAUAAAAAUGCUAUUUCAUGUGUGUUGAUUAUUUCAAAAUCUUUAAUGCUGAUUUCAUCAGAGUAAUUUUCAUAUAUUGUAAACGUAAUUUAAAAAGAUCUCAAAAGUAAUUACAUCUGAAUGACCUCUUUGGAUUAAAUAAAUGCAUUAGGAAAGGGUUUGGUUAACUAAAGUCAUACACGUUCAUUAAAUUCUUUGUUACAUCGCUUUAUGCAACACCCACAGAAAAAACGUGAAAAAUUUUAAAUAUAUGUUAUGAUAAUCAAUCUUUUUAUAAUGAAAUAUUUCUAUCUUUUUAUAUUAAAAAAUAUUUCUAGUCAAAUCGCUGGAAGAAGAGAGGCCUUCAUGUGAUGCCCAACAGGUAUGCCAUGACCUACACCUGGCUGUCCUUCAACACAAGCGUCAUCAUCUACCAUGCUGACGGCAGUGUCGUCAUAGCUCACGGGGCCAUUGACAUGGGACAAGGCAUUGACACAAAGGUAACUGGAAGAAACUGUUUCUUUUUUGCCAUCUAGGUUUACUAAGUCUUUUUGUGAGCUUUGUCAUGGAAAUAUCAGUUGCCUAUAACUAUUUUACGACCAUGAAGCUACAAGAUUUCAAUAUGGCUAAGAUGUCAACUAUCUAGCCUUGUAAAAUCUCAAAAUGGAACCAUGAAAUUAAAUUUCACAGGCCAACUUUAAAAAAAAAUGUUUUGGUGUCUUGAGAUUUAGUUCUUUUCCUAAAGUUAUUUGGGGCGCUGAUUCUAAAACUUUCGUCAAAUUUAUUGUAACAGCUCUAGUUUUUAAGAUUUGGUUUGAAUUUAUCUUUAAAAAUUAGUUUGCUGUAUAUAAGCCUUAUAAGGUAUCUUAAGCUGAAUCAGAAUAUCAUAAAAAACAUUUAAAUGGGAAAUGUAUGAAUUGAAAUUAUCGACAUUAUGUGUAUGUGUAAAGACAUUUAUCUAAUUCCAUUUUAUUAUUCACUCUGGCAUAUAAUGUUCACUAUCUUCUUCUAUCUUCAUGGAUAAUAAACCAGAGCUUUAUUUUUGAAGAAUCAGAAUGUCCAGAAAAUCUGUUCUUUUGAUAUAAAAUAAGCAAAAAUAACACUAUAUGUUAUGCUUCAUGGUUUACAAUGACAUGUGUUCAAUGUCUCAAAAACUAGUGGAGAUAGGGGUAAACUAAAUUUUUUUUCGAAUCAGUGGGUCAGAUAUUCCUAGUAAAACAAGUCUAACAUUUGAAGCACCAAAUUUUGUGUUGGCAAGUGUUUUCAAAUGACUUCUUUUAACUGAGUAAAAAAAAGAAAUGGAAUAAAGAUAAGCAAAAGCCUAGAACUCUUUUUGACUUGCAUUUUUUAAAAAAAUGUUAAAUCUUUUGAAUGUCAUCAAAGUCAAAUCUGCAACUUUCAUUCAAAUCAUUGGCUUGUUAUAAGGAAAGAAAAGAUUUGAUAUCUUUUUAAAAUAUUAAUUAGGCAGUCAAGGACUUUUCAUCUCAUAUUACAAAUUAUUCUUUGAAAUGCUUCAGGCCAUCCAGACGUGUGCCUACAAGCUGGGCAUUCCCACAGACAGAAUUAAAGUGGUUAAGAAAUCAACAACCAUCAAUGCCAACUCUCAUUUCACCGGAGGAUCGGUGUGUUCUGAGCUCAUCUGCCUGGUGAGACUCAAUUAUUUAUUAUUAUGCAGGCCCACUUUAAGGCAUACAGCACAUUGCUUUCUAUAUGUUUGCCAAAUAAUGAAAUGAAAUUUUUCUUUUUAAAUGGUCCUUCCUGUGAAAUCCUGUUUCAAGUUUUUAGAGCAAUACCAAUAAAAAAAGUAUAAAAAACAUACAAUUAAAAUAAACUAAAUUUCACUGCAGAGUGUAUGUGAAAAGAAGUUAACAAUUUAUUCACCACUGAAUAUGUAGCUGCCUAUUUAAAUGUUUCAUAAGUUAUUUUUUAUUUUUAGAUACACAGAUUAUAUAUAACAUUCUAUGAUUUUUACAUUGUAAAUGGCUGAAGCACUGACUUCAACUAUCAUCAGAUUUUUUUCUCAUUGGUGGAGUAGUUUUUUUUGUUUUUUUUACCUGUUUGUGACUCAAAUGAAUAAUGCCUCUUACAGUCAGUAUGAGCAAUACAAGCUAACUUCUAGGAUGAUAUUACUUUUAGGCGGUGAUCAAAAGCUGCGAGGUCCUGUUACAAAGACUGGCGCCAGUUAGAGAGAAACUGACGAAUCCUACAUGGGAGGAGCUGAUAGCCCAGGCUUAUGCUGGUGGGGUCAACCUGACGGCGCAGUACUGGUAGGUUUUCAAAGGCACGGUCGUGGUUUUAAGACAUUUGUUAAAAAUAAAGGAUGAUCCUAACGUUUGGGAUGAGUCUUGCAAAGGGUUUUAAGGUACUUAUGCAGCAUGAAGCUUUCAUGGGCUUUCUUACUAACAAGAUUUCUUUCAGCAAAUAAGGAAGAACAUCAAAACUUAUUUCAAGAAAUAAACACAGUAACAAACUGUCUUAACUUCUAAAUACGAUAACAUUAUUUUGUUGAUCCAAAUAAAUGGAAAUGUUUUUUGGCUACAUAAUCAUUUCAGCGUGUAAAUAAAUAUUCUUACUAAGGCGACAAUUUUAAAUCACCAAUUUUAAGUCACCAAUUACAAAUAACAAUUCAAAAAUUUUAAAUCCCCAACUUUAAUGUAAUUUAAUGUAGAUGUCUUGUGUUUAAAUGGUUUUAGUUGGAAAAUGUCGACUUUAUUAAAUAUGUAUUUAUUUAUGUGUUGAAAAUCUAUGUGAACAAUGCAAUCAAACAACAUGUAUGUGAGCAAUGCAAUCAAACAACAUUUAUUUGAACAAUGCAAUCAAACAACAUGUAUGUGAACAAUGCAAUCAAACAACAUGUAUGUGAACAAUGCAAUCAAACAACAUGUAUGUGAACAAUGCAAUCAAACAACAUGUAUGUGAACUAUGCAAUCAAACAACAUUUCCAUUUGUUUGGAUCACUAAAAUAAUCUUAUUGAUUCCAAAUCAAAAUGUGUAAAUCACAGUUUCAAAGCUCGUUCAUCUCUGAUAUGAUCACAUGAAUUGUCAUUAAAAUAUUCUGUAAUCAAACAAUGUCAGUUGCCGUUAGUCAACGCACAAAAGUCAGAAAUAUUAUUUUGCUCUAUAUCCUGAGAUGCUUCAGAUAAGAAAUUAACUAUUUAUUAUAUUUCAAGUUAAUGAAAUAGCUGGUCAUUAGACAUCCCCUGAAAACUAAGUUUUUUCAUGUGAAUCCUUUAUAAAAUGUAAUACCAAGUAAUUACGGAGGGGGGGUGGGCUGAAAUUUAAAAAAAAAAUGCAUAUAGGUAUCGCGUUUUAUAAGAGUGCUCCCCCCCCCCCAGGUUUGCGACUGCACAUUUUUUUCAUGCCCCUGAACCAUAUAAUAUGUACUAAUGACCCACCCACUUUUGAGCCACGGAUUUAUUUCAUCAACUAUUUCAGAAAAACAAAAAAAAUAUUACGCAACAAACGCACUUGAGAUAUUUUAAAAUAAUUUUUAAUCUAAUUUAGCGCAGUUAUCAGGAAUUUUAUUUCAUGGAAUCAGCGUCAUCAUAUUUUCUGCAUCUGCCCUUUGAAAAACAGGAAAAACUGUUUUUUGAGGGUAGGGGCUGACAAUUUGUAGAAUGUGUUGUCAUCGGCUAUGAGUUAAUAUGCCAAGUUAUAGCUCGGCAAUAAGUGGGUAAAUUAGCUGUCAGAAGAUUUCGACAGCCACAAAUAAAUUAGAAUUUAAUAUAAAAGAUUUUAAAAAUAUAAAUACUUAUGUUUACAGGCCGAACCCAACAGAUCAUGGAAUUCCAGCCUACAAUGCAUACAGUGUCAGCUGCAGUGAAGUGGAAUUGGAGGUCCUAACUGGCCAGUACCAGAUACGCCAGGUGGACUACCUGUAUGACUGUGGCAAAAGGUAACUGCCAUUUUUAUAAUUACUAAGUUCUGUAAAGCCAUAUGGCCCCAUAUGGAAUGACUUAUUCAUUUAUGGAAUGCUGUAUGUGUGAUUGUUUGUGUGUAUGUUUUUGUGUUUGUUUGUGUUUUGUUUUGUGUCUGUGUGUUUUUAUGGGGUGUAUGUGUGGUGGGGCAUUUGGUGUUGUGUGGGUGUGUGUAAGGGAGAAGGGAUUGGUGUCACACUAUAAGUAAGUGAAAGAUUUUUUCAAGAGAAUUUCAAGCUAAAAAUAUUAUUUUCCUCACGGUGAUUAACCCAGAAAGGAAGCAGUCAUGGUCCCCUGUUGUCCUUAAAAUGAUGGUCCAAUCAAAUACUUUCUAAAAUGAAAUAGAAAGGAACUAAUGUUAAAUGAUGGUUUAAAAAAUAUAAAGAAAAACACAUCUUCUACAAAAGCUAUUUUUAAAAGUAUUUUAAGAGAACAAAAGACAAACGUUUAAGCUACUCAUGCCAAUAUUUUUUUUUUUUUUUUUUUCUCAUUUUUUUUUUUUUUUUUUUUUUUUUUUUUUUUACUUGAACUUAUUCAGCUUGAAUCCAGAACUGGACAUUGGUCAGUUGGAAGGUGCAUUUAACAUGGGGUGUGGUCUGUUUUUGUUGGAAGGGAUGAAGUACGACAAUAAGACUGGGAGAGCACUCUCUGAUGGAACAUGGGUAAGUAAGGGAGAGAACUCUUUGAUGAACAUUUAUUAUUACAUGACGAUAACAGACCAAUUAGUAUCCUGUAUUUUUUAACUUUAUAAAAAAAAUAAACUAUAUUCAAAUGUUUGUGCAAGGGUAUUUUUCUGACCAUUUAUGUGGUGCCUACAUUUUAUAAAGUAAAUAUUUUACUGCAUUAUUCUUAACUAAAGCCUUUGUAUUAAAUAGAAAAAUCAGAACAAGAAUUGAUAUUAAAUCCAGUGUUCUUUUCUCCAAUAUUUUAUCUCUCUAUACAACAAAACAUUAAUAAUAUUUAUUUUGUAAUAGGCAUUGAAGAUAAAUUUUUAAAAAGCCAUUACUGUUCUAUCCAAUACAUGACAGCAUUACAAGCUUCCACUGUCCAAGGACCUGCCUAUCGUAUUCAACAUCAAGUUCUUGAGAAAUGCACCAAACCCAGUUGGUGUUUUGGGAUCAAAAGGCAAGUCAAUUUAUUGCUCAGGUCAACAAAUUGAAAGUUGUCGAUUAUUGAUUUUUGAAUCAUAGUUUGAUAGGCAUGUACAAGCAAAUUAUUGGCGAUAUAUUCUGACUUAAAUUUAAAAAAAAAACAACUCAAAUUCAUUGAUACUUGUAACAUUGAUAAUAAUUAUCUAGUAUAAAUAUACCUUCCAUGUAAAUAAAUAUUUUCAUCUUAGACAUAAAAUUUGUUUAUUUAAGUUGUAUUUGAAUUGAACAAUUUCAUAAAACAUUCCUAUUCUAAGUAUAUUGCACCCAAAAAUUCAUAGUAACUGUAAGUUCCAGGCUAUAUUAUGUUAUAUAUAAUAGCUCUUAGUCUAAACAACAGUAUGACCAUGGUAUUGAAAUGAUAUCUGUUAUCUCAGCUGUUGGGGAGACGCCUGUAGCCCAGGGGGCUUGUCCACUCUUUGCACUGAAACGAGCUGUGGAGGCUGCCAGGGCAGAGGUCGGAGUAGAAGGAUGGUUUCCCUUAUGUGAGUUUUCUUAGUGAAGUGCUGAAAAAAACCCAACUCAUUUUGUGUUAUAGAAUAAAUAAACUAGCGAUUAUAUCAAAAUUUAUCAGAACUUAAAAAGUUGAUGUUUCUGUUAUAAAAUAUGUACACUUUGUAACAAAUGUAAAAAAAAAUUUUUUUUAAUUUCUCAAGGACAAAAUUUUAAAGAAAAAAAAGUAAAAGAAAGAUGCCAUUGAAAAAUAAUUUUAAUUUAAUGAGAGAUGGGAAAAUAAAAGCUCAUAUAUGAUAAUAUAAGAUAAUAUAAGAUUCUUUACUGAUUCAAAUAAAUGGAAAUGUUUUCUUUUUUACUAUCAUAGGACAUAUUCAUUUUUUGCACAUUAAUAAAUACAUAUCUUUAACCAAGACAACAUUUUACCAUUAUAGCAAUUUAAACACAAGUCAUCUAUAUGGAAUAUAAAGCUUAAAAUAGUUUAGUAUUUUCAAGUUAAUGUAACUGGGAAUUCAUCAUGUUCACAGAUGCUCCAGCAACAGUAGAAAAGCUCCAGCAAGCCUGUCUCAACGAUGUCUCCCUCUUCACUUUUGGAGAGUAAAUGUUCACACAGACUUAUUUAAAUGAUGUCCCCCCUAUUCACUUUUGGAGAGUAAAUGUUCACACAAAAUUAUUUCAAUGAUGUAUCCCUCUUCACAUUUAAGAGUAAAUGUUCACACAGACUUAUUUCAACAAUGUCUCCCUCUUCAGUUUAGGGGAGUGAACUUUCACAACAUAGCCUUAUUUCAGUAAUGUCUCCCUAUUCAAAGUUUUUCACAUUAUAGGGCCUACAUUGCAACCAGUCUGUGGCACUUAAGUAUAACAAACAUUUUUAAAUAACAUGAAAGUGAUGCCUCUUGCCCUUGCUGUAACAUUCAGAACUGUUAACUUAAAAAAAAACAUUUUGUAAAAUAAAUGUAUAGCCAUUUUGUGAUACUCAGAUAAUUUUCUUGUAGGCCCAAAUGUUUAUAAGGAUAUUUAAACAGUUUUGCUGUACUGUAAAUUUGGAUUGUUGUAUGAAGCAUCCGGCUCAUGUUGAAGUUAAUUGGCUUAAAAGAAUAAAACCACAUGCUUUGUUGUCUUUCAUGUAUUUUUCAUAAGGCUGGGGCAUUUAAGGGUCAAUCCCUGACAGUAGUAUAGAGGUUUAGUACUAUGGCUCUGAUAAUACUUUAUAUUAUAUUUUAAUCAGAUUAAUUCUUUAAUUCUUCCUAUAUUUAAUUCUGCCCAUAUUUAAAUUAUUUUUGUAUUUUUAUGUGUAGCAUUUUAGCAUUUUCUUUCAAUAAAUUGGGUUAACUUUGAAGGGUAUUUUUUUUAAUUACUAUUUUAAAUUACAUUUCCAAUGAACAAAAACGUCUUUGAGAUUAUCACUUUAAAGUUGCCGAUUCCAUAAAGUUGUGGUGCCAUACCAGACAAUUUUAUUUCACGCCCCAGAUGCAAUGUUCCCUCAUAAGGUUUGCUGGUUGUGUGCAAAAAUCAUACAGUUGUGGACAAAGUUUAACAGCAUCACUUUUUUAGUGUGCAAAAUUUUACAGGCCACAAACAUAAACACGCACUACAUGGAAAUUUGCUGCGCGGAUACUCAAAACUGCUGCGCGGCGUCUGUGAGAUAGCUGCACGGCCGUGCAGCUUAAAGGGGACAUUGCCCUGAAGUAUAUCAAUAUUUUAAAGUACCGUUCCAUUUUAUACAUUAGAUUUAUAAUACCAUAUUUAAAUAGAGACAAUUUCCGUUUAAAAAAAUAUAUCUAUACUCACCAAAUGCACUUGUGUUAUUUUUAAGAAUCUCAUUUAGCGCAGUUUUCGGAAAUGUUAGUUUUCGGGCUAAUGAACUACCAUUACACCUUAAUUUUCUUUCAUACCUAGAGAAUUAUAUGUAUUGAUUUUAGAUAUACAAUAAUAUCUAUCCAAAAAUAAAUUAUAAUUAUGA
Molecule: messenger RNA, 23818 nt
Organism: Lymnaea stagnalis (great pond snail)
Lineage: Eukaryota; Metazoa; Mollusca; Gastropoda; Lymnaeidae
Source: the annotation of a GenBank genome assembly